UUCAUCUAUGCCGAGCAACACCGUUGUCUAAAUUGUCUUUCAUUAAAAUUUUACAAAGAACUCGUUUUGAUAAAUUUUACACAAAAAAGUUAUCGUUAAAAUUUGAGUGCGUAUACUUUGAAUUGAAAUCAAGACAAAGCUCAAUAGAUAAAAAUGGCAGCGAGCGACUCCGGGACGGAUGAAUCAUUGUAUCCGAUUGCCGUUCUCAUAGAUGAGCUGAAGAAUGAGGAUGUACAGCUUCGUUUGAACUCUAUAAAGAAGUUGUCGACGAUCGCGUUGGCUCUGGGCGUGGAGAGGACUAAAUCGGAGUUGAUCCCGUUCCUCACUGAGACAAUCUAUGAUGAAGACGAGGUUCUCUUAGCACUAGCUGAACAACUUGGUAGUUUCAUCAACUUGGUCGGCGGAGGAGAGUUCGCACAUUGUCUUCUUCCACCCCUGGAGACAUUAGCAGCAGUUGAAGAGACAGUAGUCCGAGAUAAGGCAGUGGCUUCACUCCGUGCCGUUGCCGAGCAUCACAGCCCGCAAGCACUCGAGGAACACUUUGUGCCACUAGUACAGCGCCUUGCUGGAGGAGACUGGUUCACUUCAAGAACAUCCGCUUGUGGACUAUUUAGUGUAUGCUACCCACGUGUCUCGGCACCUGUGAAGGCAGAACUUCGUCAGCAUUUCCGCUCCCUCUGUCAAGAUGAUACUCCGAUGGUACGCCGCGCUGCUGCCUACAAACUUGGAGAGUUUGCGAAAGUUGUGGAGAUUGAAUAUGUUAAGAGCGAUCUUAUUCCCAUAUUUGUGAUUUUGGCAGAGGAUGAUCAAGAUUCCGUUCGUCUGUUGGCUGCCGAGGCCUGCGCGGCGGUUGCAGCUCUAUUGACUCCUGAGGAUAUGGAGCAGCAUGUGAUGCCAACUGUACGCGCACUGUCCGGAGACGCUUCUUGGAGAGUCCGAUAUAUGGUUGCUGAUAAGUUCGUAGAGCUGCAACAAGCUGUAGGCCAGGAGCUAGCUCGUACAGAUCUAGCACAGAUCUUCCAGGCACUGCUCAAGGACUCGGAGGCUGAGGUUAGAGCCGCAGCUGCUGGGAAGGUCAAGGACUUCUGUAUGAACUUGGAUAAAGCUCACCAAGAACACAUCAUCAUGACCAUGAUCUUGCCACAGAUCAAGGACUUGGUGUGUGAUGCCAACCAACACGUCAAGUCUGCACUAGCCUCCGUCAUCAUGGGCCUGAGCCCCAUAGUGGGCAGACAGAACACUAUUGAACAUCUCCUGCCGCUGUUCCUCACACAACUGAAGGAUGAAUGUCCCGAAGUCCGACUCAACAUAAUCUCCAACCUCGAGUGUGUGAAUGAAGUGAUCGGCAUCCAGCAGCUUGUGCAGUCUCUCCUCCCCGCCAUCGUGGAGCUGGCAGAGGACACCAAGUGGAGGGUCCGUCUGGCCAUCAUCGAGCACAUGCCUCUACUGGCGGGACAGCUGGGCCAGGAGUUCUUCGACGAGAAGCUGACCAGCUUGUGCAUGUCGUGGCUGGUGGACCACGUGUACGCCAUCCGCGAGGCUGCGACCCUCAACCUGAAGAAGCUGGUGGAGCAGUACGGGCCGCAGUGGGCAGAGAACAACGUCAUACCCAAAGUACUGAACAUGUCGCACGAGCAGAACUACUUGCACAGGAUGACGUACUUGUUCUGCAUUAACGUGCUGUCCGAAGUGUGCGGCAAGGACAUCACGACCAGGGUGCUGCUGCCGACCGUGUUGUCUAUGGCCGACGACAAUGUUGCCAACGUGCGGUUCAAUGUUGCCAAGACGCUGCAGAUAAUGGCCAAGUACUUGGACCCGGCCGUCAUCCAGCCCCAAGUCAAGCCGGUCCUGGAGAAGCUCAACGUGGACCCCGACGUCGACGUCAAGUACUUCGCAUCGGAGGCGAUCGCCGGAAUAGCUGGAUAACUAAUACUUAAUAAUAUAGGAAAUUAUACAUAAGGGCCCGAACAUCAGAACUGUAUUAUGGAGUAUUAUUGACUCUUUGUUUUUUUUAAUGACGAUAAAAUUUGAACGUAUAAAACAAAACGCAUAAUUAUUCUAAACGUUCAUCAUGUAGCUAGUUAAAUAAAGUUUGCAAUAAUUGAAAAGCCCUAGUUCAUUCCCCACUAUGUUUAUAGAUAAAAUGAAAAAAAAAACUUUUUAUACUUAAGGACUGGUUUAGUCGUCCAAUAUUAACGUACAAAAUUUCACCAUCGGUGGAAAAGCGAGGUUUAUCUAUAUAUAUAAUUGUUAGGUGUUAGGAGACCGCUUCCGAAGUCGAAGACAGACUAUAGUACUAAUGACACUUUUGAUGAUAGGAUGGAAAAAAAUCCUGAUUUAAAAAAAAACAUGCUUUAAAAUGUUUUAUUAACAUUAUUUACUCUUCAUCAUGUUAGUAUAGGUAAAUGAAACGGUCGUUCCAUAAAAAAUACAUUACU
This is a messenger RNA of Bombyx mandarina (wild silkworm), 2438 nucleotides long. RefSeq names its product serine/threonine-protein phosphatase PP2A 65 kDa regulatory subunit. The record is from RefSeq and is a predicted model, not a curated record. Gene Ontology annotation, biological process: protein dephosphorylation. Gene Ontology annotation, molecular function: protein binding; protein phosphatase regulator activity. Lineage: Eukaryota; Metazoa; Arthropoda; Insecta; Lepidoptera; Bombycidae. Gene Ontology annotation, cellular component: protein phosphatase type 2A complex; cytosol; cytoplasm.